AUGGCGGAGCGAGAGAGCGGCGGCCUGGGCGGGGGGGCCGCGUCCCCGCCCGCCGCCUCCCCGCUCCUGGGGCUGCACAUCGCGUCGCCGCCCGAUUUCAGGCUCACCCAUGACAUCAGCCUGGAGGAGUUCGAGGAUGAAGACCUCUCUGAGAUCACCGACGAGUGUGGUAUCAGCCUGCAGUGCAGAGACACCCUGUCCUUACGGCCGCCACGCGUCGGGCUGCUGUCCGGGGGCGGCGGCGGCGGCGGCGGCAGCGGCGGGGGGAGCCGGCUGCAGGCCGAGAUGCUGCAGAUGGACCUGAUCGACGCGGCGGGGGACACUCCCGGCGCCGAGGACGACGAGGAGGACGACGAGCGGGAGCGUGCGGCGCGGCGGCCGGGAGCGGGUCCGCCGGAGGGGGAGCCCCGCCAGGAGACGGCGCCCCGCGGCCAGGGCCAGGGCCAGGGCCAGGGCCCGGGCGGCGGGGACACGUACCGGCCCAAGCGGCCCACCACGCUCAACCUCUUCCCGCAGGUGCCGCGGUCUCAGGACACACUGAAUAAUAAUUCUCUGGGCAAGAAGCACAGUUGGCAGGAUCGGGUUUCGAGAUCAUCCUCACCGCUGAAGACAGGGGAGCCGACGCCUCCACACGAGCACCUCUGCCUGAGCGAGGAGCUGCCGCCCCCGAACGGCCCGGCCCCCACCAAGGAUCGCGGCACCUCCACCGACAGCCCUUGCCGCCGAAGUGCUGCCACCCAGAUGGCGCCUCCCAGCGGCCCCGCCGCUGCCCCACCCGGUGGCCGGGGCCACGCGCAUCGAGACCGCAUCCACUACCAGGCGGACGUGCGGCUGGAGGCCACCGAGGAGAUUUACCUGACGCCCGUGCAGAGGCCCCCAGACCCUGCGGAGCCCUCCGCUGCCUUCCCGCCGCCCGCAGAGAGCCGGAUGUCGGUCAGCUCCGACCCAGACCCCGCCGCCUACCCCGCCACCGCAGGGCGCCCGCACCCCUCCAUCAGCGAGGAGGACGAGGGCUUCGACGGCCUGUCGUCCCCGGAGCGGGCCGAGCCGCCGGGUGGGGGGUGGCGGGGGAGCCUGGGCGAGCCCCCGCCUCCCCCACGCGCCUCGCUGAGCUCGGACACCAGCGCCCUGUCCUACGACUCGGUCAAGUACACGCUGGUGGUGGACGAGCACGCGCAGCUGGAGCUGGUGAGCCUGCGGCCGUGCUUCGGCGCCUACAGCGACGAGAGCGACUCGGCCACGGUCUACGACAACUGCGCCUCUGCCUCCUCCCCCUACGAGUCGGCCAUCGGGGAGGAGUACGAGGAGGCCGCCCGGCCUCGGCCCCCCGCCUGCCUCUCCGAGGACUCCACGCCUGACGAACCCGACGUCCACUUCUCCAAGAAGUUCCUCAACGUCUUCAUGAGCGGCCGCUCCCGCUCCUCCAGCGCAGAGUCCUUCGGGCUCUUCUCCUGUGUCAUCAACGGGGAGGAGCAGGAGCAGACCCACAGGGCCACGUUCAGGUUUGUGCCUCGACAUGAGGACGAACUGGAGCUGGAGGUGGACGACCCCCUGCUGGUGGGGCUGCAGGCGGAGGACUACUGGUAUGAGGCCUACAACAUGCGCACGGGUGCGCGCGGCAUCUUUCCUGCCUACUACGCCAUCGAGGUCACCAAGGAGCCGGAACACAUGGCAGCCCUGGCCAAAAACAGCGACUGGGUGGACCGUUUCCGGGUGAAGUUCCUGGGCUCAGUCCAGGUUCCCUAUCACAAGGGCAACGACGUCCUCUGUGCCGCUAUGCAAAAGAUCGCCACCACCCGCAGGCUGACCGUGCACUUUAACCCGCCCUCCAGCUGCGUCCUAGAGAUCAGCGUGCGGGGGGUGAAGAUAGGCGUCAAGGCUGCCGACUCCCAGGAGCCCAAGGGGAAUAAAUGUAGCCACUUUUUCCAGUUAAAAAACAUCUCGUUCUGCGGAUACCAUCCAAAGAACAACAAGUACUUUGGGUUCAUCACCAAGCACCCUGCCGACCACCGGUUUGCCUGCCACGUCUUUGUGUCUGAAGAAUCCACCAAAGCCCUGGCGGAAUCCGUGGGGAGAGCGUUCCAGCAGUUCUACAAGCAGUUUGUGGAGUACACCUGCCCCACAGAAGAUAUCUACCUGGAGUAGCAGUGCGGCCCCGCCCUCUGCACGCCCGGGCCCACGCGCCCGCGCACGCGCGCCAGGAGGGCUGGCU
Molecule: messenger RNA, 2212 nt
Organism: Hippopotamus amphibius kiboko
Lineage: Eukaryota; Metazoa; Chordata; Mammalia; Artiodactyla; Hippopotamidae
Gene: MAPK8IP1
Product: mitogen-activated protein kinase 8 interacting protein 1
Exons: 12
Coding region: 1-2145 (714 amino acids)
Biological process (GO): regulation of JNK cascade
Cellular component (GO): cytoplasm
Molecular function (GO): protein binding
Source: RefSeq, a predicted model, not a curated record